GAAUGAGUUUUGGAGUGAAUGUGACAGUUUAAAAAAUACCUUCAUUGUUUGGACCUGCCUAUUUAUCUGUUUGGGAACACAACUGAUUUCUUCUUGAGUUUCAAAUGUAAGGCUGCUACAGUCACAUCACAAUAUUCACUUGUGCCUGACUGACAUAGAGAUCUGGUACGAGUAUGUGAAAGCAUCCUUACGUUGUUCAGUGGGGAAAUUUUGUUUGCUACUGUCAUUGCCAUUUCUUUUUGUUUAGAAUCAGAAUAAAAGUAUCAGAAUAAAAUAUAUUUUCAAAUAUCUUUUAUAAAUCUGAUUUAACUAUUCAGUCUUGGUAUAAUAUAUUCAAAGGUUGUUUCCCCAAGGCAGAUAGAAAUUUCUAAAAAUUUCACUUGAUACAAAUUUAGUAAUUCUGAUGUUCUAUUAUACGUCUAAUAAUUACUUUGCUUUGUAUUUUCCUACAGAUUUGCUGGUUUUAGAUGGCUACAACUGCCCAGAGAAAGGAAAAAAAAACACAAUGGAGAGAACAAAAAAAAUUUUUCACGUUACUAUUUUAUAGUAACAUAGGUAGGAGAUUGUAAGGACAGAUACAAAUUAACAAUGAGACUUAAUUACCCCUGUUGAAAAUAAGGUAUGAGAUUUCUCGCUCCUCCUUUCUUCCAGAAUAUUGACUUUAUAAAACUUAUAAUUGUAAGUACUUCCUACUCUCUUUUAAAUGUACAUAAAUGCUUUUGAAGACUAAGUAAGUCUUUUGCCAUCUUUAUGACCCACAAAUGUCUUUCUCAAGAAUGGACCUAAGAGUCAUCUCUUUGAAAUGUAAAGAUCAAGGGAUAAAGCACCCUCAUUUUUUAGUUCCUGUGGGAGAGUAGCAGCCUAACUUUGGUGGCUAUCUUACUCAAAGUGUCAGAAUCACCUCCUGUCUUAAAGAUAUGAGAAGUUUAUUUUUCCCCUGGAUAAAGCCAAAGCUAACACAAUGGUAAUGGUAACUUGGUGUAUUGGUCUGUUUGUGCUGUUAUAAUGAAAUACCACAUUAUAGGUAAUCUAUAAAUAACAGACAUUUAUUUCUUAUGGUUCCAGAAUCUUGAAAGUCCAAGAUCAAGGAACUGACAGGUUUGGUGUCUGGUUGUUACUGGAAAUGGGUCCUGAUCUAGACCCCAAGAGAGGGUUCUUGGAUCUUGUGUAAGAAAGAAUUAGAGGCAAAUCCAUAGAGCAAAGUGAAAGCAAGUUUAUGAAGAAAGCAAAGGAAUAAAAGUGUGGCUACUCCAUAGGCAGGGCAGCCCCAAGGACACUGCCCAUUUUUAUGGUUAUUUCUUUAUUAUAUGCAAAAUGGGAUAAAUUAUUCAUGUCUCCCCUUUUUAGACCAUACAGGAUAACUUUCCUAUGUUGCCAUGGCAUUUGUAAACUGUCAUGGUGUUGGUGGGCAUGUGGCAGUGAGGAAAACCAGAGGUCAGUCCCAUUGCCAUCUUGGUUUUGGGGGGUUUUAGCCAGCUUCUUUACUGCAAACUGUUUUAUCAGCAAGGUCUUUAUGACCUGUAUCUUGUGCCAACCUCCUUUCUCAUCCUGUGACUAAGAAUGCCUUAACCUCCUGGGAAUGCAGCCCAGCCCAGCAUUGUUUUGCCCAGCUCCUAUUCAAGAUGGAGUUGCUCUGGUUUAAAUACCUCUGACAUGGUGAGGGCUUGAUAUCUGCUUCCAAGAUGGCACCCUGUUGCUGAAUCCUCUCUCUUAAUUUUAGCCUAGAAAGACUCAUGUUGGACUUCUACAGAACUGUAAGAGAAUACAUGUGUUGUUGUCGUUGUUUUUAAGUCACUAAGAUUGUAGCAAUUUGUCACUGCAUCAAUAGAAAACUAAUAGAACAAGGCAUUUCCCAAUAGCUGAGUGCAAUUCUAUGGAGAAGGUUGCAGUUAUAAGCUGUUAGCAGCAGUACUCCCAGGAACCGGAGGGUGGGUGCAUUUGACAUUAAAGGGGUGGCUGUGUCCACUAUAGUAAAUCUGCCUAAUUCUGGGAUGCGAUUUAAGGAAACCUACUGUUUAUGAUUUUGGUUUCUUUUUUAUUUGUUUAUUUUGGUUCUCUUUAGGGAGCUGGUCCUUACCUCAAGGUAAAAAACAUACUCUCUUACAUUUUCUUCAAAUACAUUUUUAGUUGGGUUUUAUACAUAUAAUAAUUUAAUCCAUCCCUUCCAAAAUUUGUGUGUGUGUGUGGUAGGAGGUAGAAAUUUACCUUUUUCCAGGUAGAUAGCAAAUUGUCUCAGUCUCAUUUAUCGAGGAGUCAGUCUUCUUUCCCUAUUGAUUUGAAACAUUAUGUCUGUCAUAAACCUAAUUUCCACAAAUGCAUGGGUUAGUUUCUGGGCAUUAGUGAUAUGCUCACCUAAUCCCAAAUCAGCCCCACACUUAUUUAAUUAUUAUAGCUUUAUAGUAUGACUUGGUAUCUUAUGGGUAAAAUUUGUUCUCUUUAUUUUAAAAAAUUGUCUUGGCUAUAUGAGGGUAUUGGUGAUGUUGACCCCAUCUCAUAUAUAUGUAUGUAUGUAUAUGUAAAUAUAUAGGUAAACAACUUUAUUAAGAUAUAAUUUACACAUGUUCUUCAGUGGGAAGGACAUGGGAUUAACUGGGACAGGGCAUGAAGGAAUUCUCUGGGAUGAUGGAAGUGUUCAUAUCAUAACCCAAAUGAUUUGGGUUACCUGAGUGGGUGCAUUUGUAAAAAUUAGUUGAACUGUACUUUCAGAUCUGUGAAUUUGGCUACACGUAAAUUAUAUUUCAUUUUUUUCAAAUACAAAAAUAAAACCUACUGUUAGAAUACACCUCAACCUCACAGAGUAGUGGUUACCUGGGUAAAGGAAGAAAGUACAAGGAGCUAAAGUGAGUGCCUUACCUGUACUCAUAUCUUGAGAUGAAGAGAGAGAGUGUAUGUGUAUGAAACGGAGAAAGAAAUCAUGCCCCAUGCUCUAGUAUUCCUCCUAAUUUUUUUUUUUGAGACAGGGUUUCGGUAUGUCACUUGGGCUGGAGUGCAGUGGUGCGAUCUCAGCUCACUGCAACCUCUGCCUCCUAGGCUCAAUAAAUCCUUUCAUCUCAGUCUCCCAAGUAGCUGGGACCACAGGCGCACGCCACUAUACCUGAUUAAUUUUUGUAUUUUUUUUUGUAAAGAUGAAGUUUUACCAUGUUAUCAAGACAGAUCUUGAACUCCUGAGCUCAAGUGAUCUGCCUACCUUAGGCCCCCAAAGUGCUGGGAUUACAGGCGUGAGCCACCGUACUUGGCCCCUCCUACCUGCUUCCUCAUUCCAUCUCAUCUGGCUCAUUUUACUCAAGCUUCCCACUCAACGUUAGUGUUCAUCAGCAUUUUAGCUUCUAUCUUUGUCAUAUGAAAAUACCAACGUUCCUUAAAGUGUGGCAAACAGGUCACGUAUAUCAUAAUCUCUUGGGCUCCUUGCUGAAAAUGUAGACAGUACCUACCUCAUAGGGCUACUGGGGCAACUGAAUGAGAUAAUGGUUAAACAAUGCUCAAAAUGCUGCCUAUGACAGAGUAAGGACCCCCCAAAAGUUCUGUAUUUUUAUUAUUUGUUGUUGUUUAUUGAAAUAGAAUAUUGGAAGUUGAUGGUGGAAAAUUUUCUUUUUUAAAAAAUUUUAAGUCUGGGAUACAUAUGCAGAAUGUGCAGGUUUUUUACAUAGGUAUACAUGUGCCAUGGUGGUUUGCUGCACCUAUCAGCCCGUCAUCUAGGUUUUAAGCCCCACAUGCAUUAGGUAUUUGUCCUAAUUCGUAGCUUCCCUUUGCUCCCCACCCCACACCCCCCAAGAAUUUUCAUUUUUACUAAAAUCUUCAGGUGAUUCUGAUGCAUAUUAAGUUUUGGAACCACUGAAGAAAUACUCCCUAAGGGAUCUCAUUCAUAUACAUCACCUCAACUACUACUUGUAUGGAAAUGACUCUCAAAACACAUUCCCAGAUAUUUCUCCUGAGUUCCAGAUUCUAAUAUAACCAAUUUCUUCUGAGUACCUCCAUCUGCAUAGCUCACAGAUACCCUACAACUGAAAGAUUUGAAAACAUACUCAGUCUUUCCCCAGACCCCCUUUCCCUUCUUUCCCAGGCCUACUGAAUGGCAGUUCUGCAUUUCAUUCAGCCGAACCAGAAAGUAAAGAAUCAUCUAGACUUUUCCUUCUCUCUUCCCAUUCAACACCCAUUUGCUGACAACAUUCACUUUCUUUGAUAUCCAUUUCCUGUCAAGCCUACCUGCUUUAUCAGUCUGGGUUUCUGUUUCCUCAUUUGCAUCUCUCCGCUGUAGUCCAGGUCCUCUUCUCCCUCUCCUGGAUUGUAGCAAUGACAGUCAAAUUGAUCUUCCUCUUCCCAGAAUAUCACCAAUUCUAUAACACUCCUUUUGAGGGUGCAUGAAUUAAAGCUAUAUAUCCCAUGAGUCUCAGAGUAUUUCAUUCUUGUGCAAACACCAUGGCAUUUCUUUUCCCUGCUUACAAAAGUAACACUUUCUUUUGACAAGCAAUAGGCAACACAGAAAGAUAUAAAGAACUGAAUAAGAAAGUUAGCUGGACAUGGUGGCGCACACCUGUAAUCCCAGGUAUUUGGGAGGCUAAGACUGGAGAAUCGCUGUAACCUAGGAGGUGGAAGUUGCAGUGAGCCAAGAUCAUGCCACUGCACUCCAGCCUAGGUGACAGAGUGAGACCCUGUCUCAAACAAACUAAACAAAACAACAACAACAGAAUUAGAAUAAUAAGCAACCAUAAUACCACCACCCAGAGAUUAGUAUUAAUAACAUUUUGUUUGUAUUUAUUUAUUUUGGAGACAGAUUCUCAUUCUUGUUGUCCAGGCUGGAGUUCAGUAGCACAAUCAUAGCUCACUGCAGUAUUUUUAUUUUUAUUUUUUUUGAGACAGAGUCUCGCUCUGUCACCCAGGCUGGAGUGCAGGCUUGAACCUGCCUCACAGGUUCAAGUAAUUCUCCUGCCUCAGCCUCCUGAGUAGCUGGGAUUGCAGGUGCCCACCACCAUGCCUGGCUAAAUUUUUUUGUAAUUUUAGUAGAGACGGGCUUUCACCAUGUUGGCCAGGAUGGUCUCAAUUUCCUGACUUUGUGAUCCACCUGCCUCAGCCUCCCAAAGUGCUGGGAUUACAGGAGUGAACCACUGCGCCCAGCUUUUAUUUUAUUUUUUUAAUUAAAGGAUAACUUGCAUACUGUUAAUCUCAAUGAUUUUUUACACAUGAAUAGACCUGUGUACUCACUACCCAGAAUACUGCCAUCAACACAGACAGUGCCAUCAUGCUCCCCCAGUCUAUACCAUCCACCAGAAAGAACCACUAUUCUGAUUUGUGUCAUUGUAGAUCAAUUUGACCAGUUUUUAAACUUUAUCUGUAUGGAAUUAUACAGUAUUUUCUCUUUUAUGUCUGUCCUCUUUUGUUCAAAAUUACAUCCAUGAGAUUAAUCCAUGUUGUUGGGCAUAUCAGUAGCUCAUAACUAUUAACAUUUUGAUGUAUGUCUUUUCAGAAGUUUUUCUAUACACACUCAGGCACUAAAAUAGUGUCUAUGUUAUGACCUUCUUCUCCUUUUCAUGUCAUACAGGAAUGUAUCAUCUUACAAUUGUUUUGUUCUGGUUAAAAAAGCAGUACAUUCUUAUUAUAUAAAAUGAAAUGCUAUUGAAAUACGUAAUUUAAAAAGAAAAAGUCUCCCACAAUUUCCCAGUACACCCUCAAUAGCACUAACUUAGAGGAGGUCAUGGAAAUUUUGACUGCCAUUUUCUUUCAUUCAACAAGCUUUUAUUGAGUGCUUUUUAUGUGCUAGGCAUUUUUCUUGACACUGAGGGUAUAGCAGUAAACAAAACAAAGCCCUAGCUAUCAUGAAACUUACUUUAUAGUGGGAGCUACUAGCAAAUAAACGAUUAACUAUGUAAAAUAAUAUCAGGUUACUGAUCAAUGCAAUAAUGGUAAGUAAAACAGAGAGAAAGAGUGAUGGUGGAUUUUCAAUAGUAUGGUCAAAAGAAGACUUUUUUUUAUUUAGGGAGAAAGAGAAAGAAAAAGAGGGAAAAAGAGGAAAAAAAAGAGGGAAAAAGAGAAAAAGAGGGAAAAAGAAAUAUUACUUCAUUCCUAAAAUGGGUAUCACUAACGGCCAAUCAAUAUUUUGUGUGUUUAAAGUGGAUAAUGUAUAUUUUGUGUGUUUAAAAUGGAGAGCUCUACUGAGUUUAUUUGUUCUGGUUCUGAGUUCAAGUCCUGGAUAUCAUUAUCAAUUUUCUGUCUCGUUGAAUCUAAAUCUCAUUAUGGGUCUUAUGUAUCUGGGUGUUAAGAUCUCUUAUUAUUACAUUAAUCCUUUUACCCUUGUAUCCUUAUAGCUUUGAAAUCUAUUUUAUUAAUUGUGAGAAUUGCAACUCCUGCUUUUUAUUUAUUUGUUUUUGCUCUCCAUUUGGUUUGUAAGUUUUUUUCCAACCCUUUAUUUUGAGUCUUUGUAUAUCUUUAGAUAUACCAUUAGAUUUUGUCUGUAUCUUUUGAUUGGGGGAUUUAGUCGAUUUAAAUUUAGGGUUACUGCCAUUUGAUAUUAACUGGCUAUUUUAUCCUUUCGUUGAUGUAAAUUCUUUAUGUUAAUGCUCUUUACGUUUUGGUAUAUUUUUAGAAAGGCUCAUACUGGUUGUUCCUUUCUAUGUAUAAUACUUCUUUUAGAAGUUCUUGUAAAGCAGGCCUGGUGGUAGUAAAAUCUCUAAGUACUUGCUUGUUCCUGAAAGAUUUUAUUUUUCCUUCAAUUGUAAAGCUUAAAUUGGCAGGAUAUGAAAUUCUGGGCUGAAGGUUCUGUUCUUUAAGUAUAUUGAAUAUUGGCCCCCACUCUCUUCUGACUUGUAGGGUUUCCGCUGAGAGAUCUGCUGUAAGCCUAAUAGGCUUCCCUUUAUGGGUAACCUGAUCUUUCCCUCUGGCUGCCCUUAAGAUUUUCUCCUUCGUUUCGAUCCUGGUGAAUCUAACGAUUAUGUGCCUUGGGGUUGGUCUUCUUGAGGAAUAUCUUUGUGGUGUUCUCUGUAUUGCCUGGGGUUGAAUAGUGUCCUGCUUUGCUAAGUUGGGAAAAUUUUCCUGGAUAAUGUCCUGAAAAGUAUUUUCCAGCUUGAAUUCAUUCUCUCCGUCACAUUCAGGUACACUGAUCAAACGUAUAUUAGGUCUUUUCACAUAGUCCCAUAUUUCUUGGAGACUUUGCUCAUUCCUUUUUAUCCUUUUUUCUCUAUUCUUGUCUUGUCGUUUGAUUUCAUUAAGUUGGUCUUCAACCUCUGAUAUCCUUUCUUCUGCUUGAUCCAUUCGGCUAUUUAAGCUUGUACAUAUUUCACUAAGUUCUCAUGUUGUAUUUUUCAACUCCAUAAGUUCAUUUGUAUUCCUCUCUAUAUUGUCUAUUCUUUUCAUCAUUUCAUCGAACCUUUUUUCAAAGUUCUUAGUUUCUUUACACUGGGUUAGAACAAGUUCCUUUAACUCCCAGAAGUUUCUUAUCAUCCACCUUUUAAAGCCUACUUCAGAUAAUGGAACACAGUCCUUUUCCAUCAGGACUUUUUCUGUUGCUGAUGAGUCCUUUUCCAUCAGGGCUUGUUCGGUUGCUGAUGAGUCCUUUUCCAUCAGGGCUUGUUCUGUUGCUGAUGGGUUCUGAUUUUGAGUAUACUCGGCCUUCUUAGGCUGUUUUUUUCCCUUCAUUGUAGAUGAACAGGCUUUCUAAUUAGGUUUCUGAGUCGACGUCCAAUUUAUUGAUUCCCAGUGCUGGGAUCCGAGCAACUCACUGUGGCGGCCUAAAUAGCAGCGGUAAGACUGAUGGUGCUCUUCUGCCCGGGAAUCUCUGGUCUGGCUUCCCUCUUGAGUCCGCAACAAGCGGCUCUGACUUCCCGGAGCUCCAAACUCCGGUCAGUAGGGGAAGUGGUCCCGUUGGCUCUGCGUGAAGAGCUGCUGCGCCGAGACGCCGGCAAAACCACUGCAGGGGCCACAAGAGUCACGCUGGUGACCCGUGGGGCUCCUCCACUGGGAAUCAGCUGAUCCGUGAGUGACGAAAAUUCGUCUAAAAGUGUGGCGUUGUCUCGUUCUCUGAGCUUUCACUGGGAGCUACAAUCCCGAGCUGUUAGUGAUCGGCCAUCUUGGAUCCAAAAGAAGACUUUUGAAAGAAAUGAUAUUUUAUGAACAGAAAGAAAAGCAAGUGCAGGCCGGGUCCAGUGGCUCACCUGUAAUCCCAGCACCUUGGGAGGCCAAGGCAGGCAGAUUACCUGAGGUCAGGAGUUUGAGACCAGCCUGGCCAACAUGGUGAAACCCCAUCACUAUUUUAAAAAAAAAUUAGCCAGGCAUUGUGGCGGGAACAUGUAAUCACAGCUACUUGGGAGGCUGAAGCAGAAGAAUCGCUUGAACCUGGAAGGUGGAGGUUGCUGUGAGUCAAGAUUGCGCCACAGCACUACAGUCUGGCUGACAGAGCAAGACUCUGUCUCAAAAAAAGGAAAAGCAAAUGCAAAGUUCCUGAGGUUGGGAACUGCAUGAGUGCAGGGGGACCAGUGGAGCUGGAACAGAGCAACCAAAGAGAAGUGUAGUAGAAAAUAAGGUUUGACAUUCUGGACAUGGGAACAGGCAAAAAUUUCAUGACAAAGACACCAAAAGCAAUUGCAGCAAAAGCAAAAACUGACAAAUGGGAUCUAAUUAAACUAAAGAGUUUCUGCACAGCAAAAGAAACUAUCAACUGAGUAAACAGCCUACAGAAUGGGAGAAACUUUUUGAAAACUAUGCAUUUGACAAAGGUCUAAUAUCUAGCAUCUAUAAGGAACUCAAACAAAUUUACAAAGAAAAACAACUUCAUUUAAAAGUGGGCAAAAGACGUGAACAGACACUUUUCAAAAGAAGACAUACAUGCAGCCAAAAAACUAUGACUAAAACCUCAGCAUCACUGACAAUUAGGGAAAUGCAAAUGAACACCAUGAUGAGAUAUCAUCUCACACCAGUCAGAGUGGCUAUUAUUAAAAAGUCAAAAAUAACAGAUGCUGAUGAGGUUGCAGAGAAAAGGGAGAGCUUAUAUACUGUUGGUGGGAGUGUAAAUUAGUUCAGCCUAUGGAAAGCAGUGUGAUGAUUACUCAAAGAGCUAAAAACAGAACUACCAUUCCACCCAGCAAACCCAUUACUGGUAUAUACCCAAAGGAAUAGAAAUCAUUCUGUCAUACAGACACAUGCAUGUGUAUGUUCAUUCUAGCACUGUUCACAAUAGCAAAGACAUGGAAUCAACGUAAACGUCCAUGAAUGGCAGAUUGGAUUAAGAGAAUGUGGUACAUAGACAUUGUGGAAUACUAUGCAGCCAUAAAAAAGAACAAGAUCAUGUCCUUUGCAGGAACAUGGAUGGAGCUGGAUGCCAUAAUCUUUAGCAAACUAACGCAGAAACAGAAAGCCAAUACUGCAUGUUUACACUUAUAAGUGGGCACUAAAUGGUGAGAACACAUGGAGACAUAGAGGGCAACAACAGACUCUGGGGCCUAGUGGAGAAUGGAGAGUGGGAGGAAGGAGAGGAUCAGAAAAAAUAAUGAAUAGGCACUAAGCUUAAUACCAGGGUAAUGAAAGAAUGUGUACAACAAACCCACAUGACAUGAGCUUACCUAUAUAACAAAACUGCACAUGUACCCUUGAACGUAAAAUAAAGGUUAAAAAAAAAAAAGGAAAAGAAGUCUUGAAAAUAGGCAAGGGCCAGACCUUGUAGGGCCUAGUAGUCUAUCUAAGUCCUUUGAAUUUUAUUCUAAAUGCAAUGGAAAGCCACUGGAGAAUUGAGAGCAGGUGAAGGAGAUUAUCUCAUUUACGUUUUAAAAGAAUUACUCUGUCUCCUGUGUAGAGAAUAGACUGCAUAAAGGAAAUAAUAGAAGUGGGUACCUCACGUGAGAAGCUAUUGGCAGUGAUCCCGGCGAGAGAUGAUGUGGCUUAGGCCAGGGCGGCAACAGGGGAGGAGGUGAGAGGAGCAUUGAUUCUGGACCUGUGUAGAACUGACAGGACUUGUUGGUUGCCUGGAUACAAAGUGUAAGAGAAGGAGAGGCAGUAAAGCACAGCUCCAAGGUUUUUAGAUUUGAUGAUUUCAGUAUUCACAUAGAUCAAUUGAACCCCCUUGCCUCUCAGUUCCUUUAGGAAGAACUGGCUUGAUGCAUGCAUUGGGAGAAAAGGUUAGGUGCCCAAUUUGGGUCAUAUUGAGUUUGAGAUUAGAUCAUCCAAAUGGAGAUAGUGAGUAGACAAUGGAAAUAUGACUCUAGAGUUCAAAGUAGAGGUCAGGGCUGGGGAUUUACUGCCAUGAAACUGGAUGAAAUCACCCAGGGAGUGAAUGUAGAUAGAAAAGUGAAGCUGCCCAGGGCCUGAGCCCUAGAGCACUCCUAUGUUUAAUAAUCUGAAAGAAGAGGAGAAACUGGCAAAAGAGACAAACGGAAACCAAGGAGGCCAAAGGAAAACUGUGUGGGGUCAUGGAAGCCAAAUGAAAAAUCUGUUUCAAACAGAGCCACUGCUAGGCCAUAUUAUUCCUGUGUGAAAACAAAACAAUACAAACCAAAAGCCCUAUCUAUUCCUCAAGUAGAAGGAAAUAAUUAGUAUUCUAUUUAUUUUCUAAUAAGAAGGAUUGCAAAAACUAUAUAUUCAUUUUGUAUAAAUUGUACGAAUAUUGAACACAAAAGUAUAGACAAUCCCAAAAUGUAAUCACAUUUAGGAAUUCAAAGCCACCAAGCUAUAAUAAUUUAUUAUAAAAUAGUUUCACAUCUUGCUUUUAUCAAAACAAAAUUCUUCAUGGCAGUUUCAAUGCUCGCUUGCUCUGUUUCUAUCAAAUAAUCACUAUAUAUGACAGUCUUUCUUUUAACAUUGUACAUAUUAAGUAGUUCUCUAUACAUUUUAAUCUUGGGAAGCUACAUUCUUUAAUGGUGGCCAUUGUUGACAAAAUUAAUAUAUCCUGAGAGCUCGUGAGCUAUUUGGAAAUGUAUCUGAUAAAUUAUUGCUGCAAAUAUGCUGCAGCACUUCAGCAAGAGUCUUAAUAGUUUUUUUUAUUUUUUAUUUUUUGAGACAGAGUCUUGCUCUGUCACCCAGGCUGGAGCGCAGUGGCACGAACAGGGCUCAUCUCAGCCUCAACCACCUGGGGUCAAGCAAUCCUCCCACCUCAGCCCCCUAAGUAGCUGAGACCCUGACAGAUGGAGUCUCACUCUGACCCCAGCCUGGAGUGCAGUGAUGCGAUCUUGGCUCACUGCAACCUCUACCUGCCGGGUUCAAGCAAUUCUCCUGCCUCAGCCUCUUGAGUAGCUGGAAUUACAAGCGUGAGCCACCAUGCCUCACUAGUUUUUGUAUUUUUUAGUAGAGACAAGUUUCACCAUGUUGGCCAGGCUGGUCUUGAACUCCUGACCUUGUGAUCUGCCUGCCUUGACCUCCCAAAGUGCUGGGAUUACAGGUAUGAGACACUGUGCCCGGCCAAUAAUUAAGUUAUAUGUUUUUUAGAACACUGAAAAGGCAGUUAUACCUGGCUGAAUAAUGGUCUUCCAAAGACAUCAGUUCCUAAUUCCUGGAACUUGUGUAAAUGUAACCUUAUUUGGAAAGCAGAGUUUUGUAGAUAUAAUUAAAUUGGGGAUUUUUUUUUUUUGAGACAGGGUCUUGCUCUAUUGCCAAGGCUGGAGUGCAGUGGUGCAACCUUGGCUCUCUGCAACGUCUGCCUCCUGGUGAUUCUCUCACCUCAGUGUCCUGAGUAGCUGGGACCACAGGUGCCUACCACCAUGCCUGGCUAAUUUUUUGUGUUUUUGGUAGACAAGGAGUUUCACCAUGUUGCCCAGGCUGGAUUUGAACUCCUGGGCUCAAGUAGUCUGCCUGCCUUCGCUUCCCAAAGUGCUGGGAUUGCAAGUAUGAGGCACUGUGCCUGGCCCAAGUUGAGGAUCUUGAGCCAAGGAGGCUAUCCUGGAUUGUCCAAGUGGGAUGUAACACCAACACAAGUGUCUUUAUAAGAAAGAGGCGGCGGGAGACUGUAGACACACAGAGGAGGUACUGUGAAGACAGAGGCACAGAUUGUGGUUACAAGCCGAGAAAUGUCAGCAGCCACCAGAAGCUGGAAGAAGCAAAGAAUGGAUUCUCUCCUGGAAUCUCCGAAGGAAGCAUGGCCCUACUGACAGCUUGAUUUCAGACUUCUGGCUUCCAGGAGAUUGGUCUCACUCUGUUGCCCGGACUGGUCUUGGCUUACUGCACCUUUCGCCUCCCAGGUUCAAGUGAUUCUCCUGCCUCCGCCUCCCCGGUAGCUGGAAUUACAGAUUCCCCUAAGAAGACCAUCUGUGAUCCGGAGGAGUUUUUAAAGUCCUCGCUGAAAAAUGGGGUAGUUCUAUGCAAACUGAUCAACAGACUCAUGCCAGGCUCUGUGGAAAAGUUUUGUCUGGAUCCCCAAACUGAAGCUGACUGCAUCAACAACAUUAAUGACUUCCUGAAAGGAUGUGCAACCCUCCAAGUGGAAGUAUUUGAUCCUGAUGACCUUUAUUCAGGGGUCAAUUUCUCCAAGGUUCUGAGUACUCUUUUAGCUGUCAACAAAGCGACAGAAGAUCAGCUAUCAGAAAGACCAUGUGGACAUUCCUCUUCUCUUAGCGCUGCUAAUACUUCUCAGACAAACCCACAGGGAGCAGUUUCUAGCACAGCUUCAGGGCUGCAAAGGCAGUCAAAGACAGUGGAGAUGACGGAAAAUGGAAGUCAUCAGUUGAUAGUAAAAGCAAGAUUCAACUUUAAGCAGACUAAUGAGGAUGAACUGUCAGUUUGUAAGGGGGACAUCAUUUAUGUCACUCGAGUUGAAGAAGGAGGCUGGUGGGAAGGUACAUUAAAUGGGAGAACAGGCUGGUUCCCUAGUAAUUACGUCCGCGAAAUUAAAUCCAGUGAGAGACCUCUCUCUCCCAAGGCCAUCAAAGGAUUUGAAACUGCUCCACUUACCAAGAAUUAUUAUACUGUGGUGUUACAGAACAUCCUGGACACUGAAAAAGAAUAUGCUAAAGAACUUCAGUCUCUUCUUGUUACUUACUUAAGACCCCUGCAGUCCAAUAACAAUCUGAGCACUGUGGAGGUUAUGUCUUUACUGGGAAACUUCGAGGAAGUAUGCACAUUUCAACAGACACUCUGCCAAGCCUUGGAAGAAUGUUCAAAGUUUCCAGAAAACCAGCACAAAGUAGGAGGUUGUCUACUGAGUCUCAUGCCUCAUUUUAAAUCUAUGUAUCUGGCUUACUGUGCAAACCAUCCUUCAGCUGUGAAUGUGCUCACUCAGCACAGUGAUGAGUUGGAACAAUUUAUGGAAAAUCAAGGUGCAUCGAGCCCAGGUAUCCUCAUUUUAACAACAAGCCUCAGCAAACCAUUCAUGCGACUGGAGAAAUAUGUUACUCUCUUGCAAGAGUUGGAACGGCAUAUGGAGGAUACUCAUCCGGAUCAUCAGGACAUUCUGAAGGCAAUCGUAGCAUUCAAAACUCUCAUGGGGCAAUGUCAAGAUCUGAGGAAGAGAAAACAGCUGGAGUUACAGAUACUGUCUGAACCUAUUCAGGCAUGGGAAGGAGAGGAUAUUAAAAACUUGGGAAAUGUGAUUUUUAUGUCACAAGUAAUGGUGCAGUAUGGAACAUGUGAGGAAAAAGAGGAGCGGUACCUUAUGUUAUUUUCAAAUGUCCUGAUAAUGUUAUCUGCAAGUCCUCGGAUGAGUGGCUUUAUCUAUCAGGGAAAAAUACCAAUACCAGGAACAAUGGUGGCUAGAUUAGAUGAAAUUGAAGGGAAUGACUGCACAUUUGAAAUCACUGGUAACACAGUAGAGAGAAUUGUGGUCCAUUGCAACAACAACCAGGACUUCCAGGAAUGGUUGGAGCAGCUGAACAGACUGAUAAGAGGACCUGCCUCUUGCAGUUCAUUAUCCAAAACAUCAUCGUCAUCAUGUAGUGCUCAUUCUACAUUUUCCCAGUCUUUUAGCUCUACCGGACAGCCCCGAGGACCCUUGGAGCCUCCUCAAAUUAUAAAACCGUGGAGUUUAAGUUGUCUACGACCUGCACCUCCACUUAGACCAUCAGCAGCACUAGGUUAUAAAGAGAGGAUGUCUUAUAUCUUAAAGGAAUCUAGUAAAAGUCCUAAAACAAUGAAGAAGUUUCUUCAUAAAAGGAAGACUGAGAGAAAACCUUCGGAGGAAGAAUAUGCGAUUAGGAAAAGUACAGCUGCUCUGGAAGAGGAUGCCCAGAUCCUUAAAGUGAUUGAAGCCUACUGUACCAGCGCCAAUUUUCAACAAGGCCAUGGCUCAAGUAGGUUCCCCCAAACUACUUUCUCUAGUACUCGAAAAGAUUCCAUUCCACAAGUCCUACUGCCUGAGGAAGAGAAACUCAUCAUUGAAGAAACCAGAAGCAACGGCCAAACUAUCAUGGAAGAAAAGAGCCUUGUUGAUACUGUUUACGCCUUGAAGGACGAGGUCAAAGAACUGAAGCAGGAAAAUAAAAGAAUGAAACAAUGCCUGGAAGAAGAAUUGAAGUCAAGAAAGGACCUAGAAAAGCUGGUUCGGAGGCUUUUGAAGCAAACAGAUGAAUGUAUUCGAGCCGAGUCCACUAGCAAGACCUCGAUUCUUCCAUAACCAUCACUGUGCCACCGGGUGGAGUGUGCCUUCAGGGCAUCUUGAAAUGUGCCUCUGAAUGAUUUGACUCAGUUUGCUCACUUCUUUGGCUUUUGUUUUGUGUUUGAGUCUGUAUCUCUCUCUCGCUCUCUCUCUCUCUUCCCUCUCUCUCCUGUGUGUGUGAGUGUGUGUGUGUGUGCACGCGCGCGCGUGCUUGGGCAUUUGUUGUUGUUUGGUUGUUCGUUUUUUUUCAACGGGAAAAAGCAGGAGGUGGUGGUAGAAAUGGCCCCAGAGUCUUUUCCGUUCAGUAAGAAAAGGAAAGCGAACUCAGGCCAAUUACUUAAAGGGUCUUCAGAUUGCCUUCAGUUCACAGUGCCUCCGCAACAGCCAUUGCCCUCGGGUCACAUUCUCUGGGCGGGCUGGCUGCCCUCGCAAAGCAGCUGGCCAAGGCUUAUUAAAUGUGAGCCCAACUUGUCCCCCUAGUGCUUUCCUCUGCCUGCAAGCCUGUUAGUACCUAAUUUACUGAAGGCAAAUCUUCCAGAGCUACGGCUAGAGUAAGAUGAAAGACAAACACAUCUACCCAGUGAUCCAGCUGCCCUUCCUUAGACCAUCACAGGCUACCUGUCAAUCACAGGUUUUAAAACUACUGCCCUAUGUUGUCUAUAAAACCAAGAAAAAUGUACUACUUUUAUUCCUUUUGUGUUGUGUACAUUGUAACUCAGGGGGCAGAAGCUCUGGUCACCCACACCAACACCAAAUCCAUCAGCAAGUUCUAUUGGACAAUCCUCCCUCUCAGUAGCAGAGUUAACUGCCUUUUCCCAUUGCAUGAUAGGUUUCUUUCCCUCACCUUCUGCCUAGUGUGUAAGUUUUCUAUUUCCCCAGUGCUUUUAGCCAACUGUACCAAGUGGUGUGUAAACUAGUAUGUAUGUGCUUCGCUUACUUUUUAAAAAACAUAGUUAGACUGUGAGCAAUUACCUUAUGUACAUUGCAUAUCCAAACUGUGACCUUUUAUCCUUCAAAACUAUCUGCAUUAAGGAGAUAUUGUGCCCUAGUAGACCGCUUUCAUUCACCUUAUUACUCUCUCUUGUAUGCUGUGAGAAAUUGUAAUAUUCAUUGGCCUCUUUGGGUGGGACUCUAAGCAGUAUUUGAAGAAAUAUGCUUCUGGUCCAAUUUGUAUAUCCAGAACCAAAGGGCCCCUCUAGUUGUGCUGGAUUAUUUGGGACUGAUUAUCUCAAGUUGCUCAUUGAGUCAAACCAUCCACUUUAUCCCAGAAACUAACACUGUGAGAAACCAGGUUUAGAAGAGAGUCACAGAACAGCACACGCCCAAAUUCAGCACCAUUGAAAGGUGGCCUAAGGCUGAGUGCAACUCACCCUCCCUCCCCUAAAGACAAGAAAAAUUUGGCCAGAUAGGGAGGGUCACUGGUAAGUGAGGCCAAAGUGCUGAUCAAAAUUGCCUUUACAAUAUAUUUGAUGGAUGCCUAUAAAUGUGGGUUUUGCAAAUGUUUAGAAACCAAACUUGAAGGCAGGCAUGGUGGCGCACGCUUGCGGUCCCAGCUACUCAGGAAGCUGAGGUGGGAGGAUCAUUGGAGCCCAGGAGGUGAAGGCUUCAGUGAGCUGUGAUGACACCACUGCACUCCAGCUGGGGUGACAGAGAGAUACCUCUGUCUCUGAAAAAACAAAACUUGAAGUUUGAAACCCCCAGCUUGCUGAGGAGCCCUUUAUCUUUUUGGUACUGAGAGUCUCAGUGUCCCGUAGCUAUGUGGUACAGGGCUGUUGUCUGCUUGCUGCACAGCAAAAAUUGCACCAUCCACAGGAAAGGAAGUAUUCUUGCAGUCUAACAUCAACCAAACACACACAGUCGUGUUUGGAAGCUGAAGAGUAAAGAAAUUUCUAGGAAUGGCUGUUGUUCUGUUUUUAAGCACAGCCUUUUAAAUAUAACAUCCUUCACUUAAAAAUUAAAAACAUCAUCACCACCAGUGACAACAUCAACACAGAUCUUCACAUCUGCCCAUUCUGUGGUUAGUCAGUGGCUUGCAAUAAAUUUGCAGACUGUAUCUAUAGAAAACAUUUUUGUGAUUAUGAAAUACUUUAGCUAAUUGCUGAAAAUAUUGAAAGGUCUUCAUUUUACAGUGAUGUGUACAUAUGCAUGUUUUGGGGACUUGGCCCUUCUGAUGAGGGGCCAUCGGUACUCUGGAUAACAAAGCUUGUGUGGAGUGGUAACCAUGCUUACACACUAAACAAUAAUAUAAAGGAAAUGAAGCCAUGUUAACCUGAGAGCAGUGUCUCCAUAGUUGUGUUGUUUACAAUGCUCUACAAAUGGGUUCCUGUUGCCCUGUAAUUAAACUGCUGCCCUUAGAGGCCUUUCAGUUCCUUUUCUGUCCUGUCCCUUCUUAACACAAGCUCAAAUUUUCUAACUUGUUUUUAUUUUGAAGAAUUUUAAAAUGGACAUUUUCAAUACAUAAAAAUAAACAGUGCUUUAUAAAAA
Messenger RNA from Callithrix jacchus (white-tufted-ear marmoset), 16981 nucleotides. NCBI's taxonomy places the organism in Eukaryota, Metazoa, Chordata, Mammalia, Primates, Cebidae. The record is from RefSeq and is a predicted model, not a curated record.